AUGUCUCUCAUGUUGGAAGCAGGCAAGACAUAUACCCCGCGCGAGGAUAAAUCGACAGCGUGGGGAGAGUCCGAGAAACACCAUCUAUUCUUCUUUGAUCGAUUCUGCAUCGCCAUAGACCGCACCGAACUUCUCCCGAGUCUGCGCUCAGCAGAGUACGAGCUGUUGCUCGUCGGCCUCCAUUCUCAACGCGACCUCAAGUCCAAGCCCAGCAGAAGUAGCCGUUGUAGCAGUAGUAGUGCCGCUUCGACAACAACUUCCCAAGGCAUCUGGGCCAACAUCUUCCAACACUCACCAACAAACGACCCUCUCGAAAUCUCCACACGCCUCAUGCCCGACAUAGAGCUGGAUCUCAAGCGCACCUUCUCCGCCAUCGAAAAAUGGCGACAACCAAUGGACCUCAGCGUCCGACGACCCCAACUGACCAGAGAGCGCCACUCGAUACUCACUAGCCGCCUCCUGUACCACAUCUCGCUACUCGCAUCCACGCGGAAAGCCCUGCUGCACGCCUUCGCAAUCCUCAAGCUGCUGACGGACGAUGGUGAAUCGUCAGCAUCAUCAGCAUCAUUACCUCAACCAGCAUCAGCAGCCGGCGUCAGCGGCGACAGCGACGACAAUCGCACAACCGAAUCGCUCACCUUCUACCACCGCGGAAACAAUACAGAACUGCUGAGCGAGUGCGCGCAGAUCUACCGCCAGAUUAGUCCUGGGUGGAGAAUGGUGUCCUCGUUCGCGGCGGCUGCAUCGCCCAUGGCAGCUCGACCAUUUCCGUUACUUCAGCGAGAUUGA
Aspergillus candidus is the source of this 789-nucleotide messenger RNA. RefSeq lists its product as uncharacterized. Lineage: Eukaryota; Fungi; Ascomycota; Eurotiomycetes; Eurotiales; Aspergillaceae. Bases 1 to 789 code for a protein of 262 amino acids. The record is from RefSeq and is a predicted model, not a curated record. The transcript is spliced from 4 exons.